Lagopus leucura (white-tailed ptarmigan) is the source of this 1048-nucleotide messenger RNA. RefSeq names its product kinesin-like protein KIF20B. The record is from RefSeq and is a predicted model, not a curated record. Gene Ontology annotation, biological process: microtubule-based movement; mitotic spindle assembly. Gene Ontology annotation, molecular function: ATP binding; microtubule binding; plus-end-directed microtubule motor activity. NCBI's taxonomy places the organism in Eukaryota, Metazoa, Chordata, Aves, Galliformes, Phasianidae. Bases 1 to 999 code for a protein of 332 amino acids. The transcript has 7 exons. Gene Ontology annotation, cellular component: spindle microtubule; nucleus.
AUGCCUGCAUUACUUAGCUCCUGGAGUCGACUGACUGACAAAACUGCAGGACAGGCGAUACAGAAAUUCACCUUUUCACGAGUGUUUGGACCUGAAGCAACUCAAGAAGAAUUCUUUGAAGGUACAGUGAAGCAGCCAGUGCUAGACUUCCUAGAAGGAUGUAAUCGCCUUGUUUUUACGUAUGGCAUUACAAAUGCUGGGAAAACCUACACAUUCCAAGGGACAGAAGAUGAUGUUGGUAUUUUGCCAAGGACGAUGGAUAUGUUGUUUAAAACUAUUGGAGGAAGGCUAUACACAAAAAUGGAUCUGAAACCUAUUCGGUGGCGAGAUUACCUAAAACUGACUAAAGACCAAGUGAGAGAAGAAACUGCUCUUAAAAAUUCCUUGCUUCGUCUGACAAAAGAGGCACUGCUGAGUCUUGUGGAAGACUUGAAGAACCAACUUAUUGCUGAGAAGAAGGACAAGUUACUGCUGGAACUGAAAAUUCGUGAUGAAGUGGCCCAAGAAUUUACCCGAUAUUUUGCUCAGCAGGAAACAGAGUUCAAAGAAUGCCUUUCCCAGGAACGAGAACGGCUUGAAGAAAAUUCUGAAAAGCGCCUUGAAAUUUUCAAGGAACUUGUAAGUGGUUAUGCUGACAACCCAGGCGAAGAGAAACUAAAGAAUCUGCCUCGCAGCGAACAAGCUGAACCCCUGGGUGGAGAACAUAGCGCAGUGCGUGACACCUGUGCUGAUCUUGAGGGCAUUCUUGAUUCUCUGCAGCGUGAUGUUAUGGAUAUUAAAAAGCAAGCUGUGGCAGCACAUAGUUACAUUGCAUCCCUGGAGGAUGCACAGGAAGCUAUUGGUCGGCUUGAGGAGCAGCUGGAAAAAACUGGCUUUGAACUCAUGAAGACCAAGGAAGAGCUGACAGAGAAAAACACCAAACUACUGAAAACUGAGGAAGAGCUGAGACAGAAGAACAAAGGUGAGUUGUGUGAUGCCAUGGGUAGAAGAAAGAAAUAGUUCACUAAUCCGAAGUAGAAAUAACCAAUUUGAGCUGGAAGUAGAGGAG